AAAAUUAUCAAUUAGUAUCCCAGCUUAAAUAGGGAUCCAUUUGCUGCCUUUUGUUCAUAAAUUAGCUAUUAUUACUGGAAGUCUGAUUAGCCUAGGGAAUUGUAAUUUAUUCAUUGUUUCUAUUUCUCGAAAUGGAAGUUUCAUAUUCCUGGCUUUAACAACAACUUAACGUUUGGUUUUUCAUCGGAUUCCUCUAGUCUCGAAAGGACUGCCAUCCCAUAAAGUCUCAAAGAUGGAGAUAGUCAGAAGUUACCACUUAUUCUCAAUUUUAUUGAUUUGGAAUAGCCCUAUAUUUUGGGUAAAAUGUGACGACCAAGGCGGUUCUUUUGUCUGCGAGCCCGGGUGGCAUAUCGGGGAAGCUUCGGGUGAGAGUUGCUACCGCUUCGCUUCGAUGGAGGAGCAAUCGCAUCUAGAUGCCUCCCAGUCCUGCGCUGCCAUGGGCGCCACUCUGGUCGUGCCUUCUUCGCAGGCGGAGUUUGACGAGUUCCGCGAUCGGACGGAAGAUGAGUCCGGAGAAGAGGGUCCUGCUUGGAUCUGGGUGUGGAUGGGAUGCGGGGAUGCAGAGACAGAAGGGGUGUAUACCUGCUCCGACGGGACAGAGAUACCGCGCAAUAGUGAUUGGUGGUCACUUUUUGAGCCUAAUAACUUUCUGGGUAUAGAGGAUUGUAUUGUAUACUACAGAACAACUCGAAAACUUGUUGACGUCUCCUGCCAGAAUUUCAACGCAUUUGCUGUUUGUGAAAAGUCAGCUCAACGUCUCUUUCAUUCACCAGUGCUGAAAGAAUCCAGACUUCGGAGAAAAUAUAAGCCCGGGUCUGAAUUUGAAGACUACUGCCUUGUCAAUCAUGCAAUGUACACCACGAACGCGCGUAGUCUCGGACGAUGCGCUUCAGCAUGCUCAGAAAAACAAGAUUGUUUCUCCCUCACCUACCAUGAAGGCGAUGGUGGCGUCUGUGAGAUGUAUGACGUCACAGAGGCAGAAGUUCCGGCAAGUGAUUUCGUCGAACGACCCGGAUGUAUCUACUACGAAAAGAUGUAGAUUUGAUCUCUCGACACGAAGAUGGAAGUAGAAGUAUAUACUCUUUUGUGUGACGACGAAUGAAUAGGAAUGAAUUUUGUCAUUUAUUACAAACAAGGAAGAGAUUAUAGAGGAAGGAGCGUAGCUCUCAAAAAAUAAAAGGUAAUGUCACACUCUUCGCCAGUGCCCAAGAUGUGACCCCCAAAAUUGAAAUCGUAUAUACAUGUAU
Molecule: messenger RNA, 1247 nt
Organism: Lytechinus variegatus (green sea urchin)
Lineage: Eukaryota; Metazoa; Echinodermata; Echinoidea; Temnopleuroida; Toxopneustidae
Exons: 4
Coding region: 233-1039 (268 amino acids)
Biological process (GO): biological process involved in interspecies interaction between organisms
Cellular component (GO): external side of plasma membrane
Molecular function (GO): carbohydrate binding
Source: RefSeq, a predicted model, not a curated record